Molecule: messenger RNA, 5526 nt
Organism: Perognathus longimembris pacificus (Pacific pocket mouse)
Lineage: Eukaryota; Metazoa; Chordata; Mammalia; Rodentia; Heteromyidae
Gene: Dzip3
Product: DAZ interacting zinc finger protein 3
Exons: 32
Coding region: 348-3911 (1187 amino acids)
Biological process (GO): protein polyubiquitination
Cellular component (GO): cytoplasm
Molecular function (GO): RNA binding; polyubiquitin modification-dependent protein binding; ubiquitin protein ligase activity
Source: RefSeq, a predicted model, not a curated record
GAGCCGCCUCCUCCUGAAUCCCUUUCUCCCGCCUCCGCCCCACGCACCCCCGAGAGAGGCCGCGAGAUUUCAGCUUGAGAUCCGUGAGGAAAAAUCUCGCGAGAGCGGGACUAGGGCUCAACCUGUGGAGGGGCGGUUAGGCAGGCGCCCGGGGUCCUUGUUCGUCUGUGGGCUCUGUUUUCCGGCGGGGUCGUCGGCUUUCUUGCCGGAGGCUCAGGGUUUCGUUUGUGCCUCGUCCCUCCACCAGAGAAAUGGUCGGUUCCCCUAGUCUAAGAACGCUUUAAACAUCAGUAGUAAAAGUCUUUUGUAAGCACGGAGCUAACACCUGGAAAGGAAUAUUGUGCAACAUGGAUUCUUUACAAGAAGAAUUUUCUGAGAGUAGAGAUACUGCUGAGGAGGAGCAGAUUAAAGAAGAAAUGGAAAAUAAUGUAGAAAAAUCAACCAGUGAAAUGGACAAACAGAAAAAGGACAUACCUACUGAUCUUAUCCCUACUAACUUACUACUUGAAGUGAAGAAGUUAUUGACUGCAAUUAGUAGUCUACCUAAAGGUGUGGUUCCUCACCUUAAGAAGUUCCUACAAGAAGAUUUUUCAUUUCAGUCGAUGCAGAGAGAAGUUACAGACAAUAACCAGAAUGGAGAAGAAACUGUUCCGGCUUUAACUUUGCGUUUUUUGAUAAUACAACUAGAAAUAGCACUUAGGAACAUCCAAGCUACAAAUUAUACUGCACAUCAGAUUAAUAUUGGUUAUUAUUUGACAUUACUGUUUUUGUAUGGGGUAGCACUCACUGAAAGAGGAAAGAAAGAGGAUUAUACAGAAGCUGAGAAUAAAUUUCUGGUGAUGAAGAUGGUGAUCCAAGAAAAUGACAUUUGUGAAAAUUUCAUGUCUUUAGUUUAUUUUGGACGUGGCUUGCUUCGGUGCUCUCAGAAGAGAUAUAAUGGAGGGUUGCUAGAAUUUCACAAAAGCUUACAAGAAAUAGGAGAGCCAAAUGAUCAGUGGUUUGACAUAGAUCCUUCAGAAGAUGAAGAUUUACCUACAUCUUUCAAAGAUCUUCUCAAUGAUUUUAUCAAGACAACUGAAAAUAAUAUAAUGAAACAGACCAUUUGUAGUUAUCUAGAUUGUGAGAGAUCUUGUGAAGCUGACAUUUUAAAGAACACCAAUUAUAAGGGAUUUUUUCAGUUAAUGUGCAGUAAAAGUUGCUGUGUUUAUUUCCAUAAAAUUUGUUGGAAAAAGUUCAAGAGUUUAAAAUAUCCAGGUGAAAAUGAUCAGAGUUUCAGUGGGAAAAAAUGUUUGAAAGAGGGAUGUCCAGGUGACAUGGCAAGGAUGCUGCAAUGUGAUGUACCUGGAAUUGUUAAAAUUGUGUUUGAAGUUGUGAGACAGGAUGAAUAUAUAACCAUUGAAACUUUAGGAGCAAGUUAUAAGAAGUUGAUGUCUCUGAAAAUGAGUGACACUGAUAUAAAACCGAAGAUCAGUUUAAAAUUUAAUACAAAAGAGGAGAUGCCUAUCUUCAAACUCAAUUAUAAUUAUUUCUAUCAUCUGCUUCAUAUAAUUAUUAUUUCUGGUACUGACAUUGUCCGGCAAAUAUUUGAUGAGGCUAUGCCACCCCUUCUAUUGAAAAAAGAGCUGCUUAUACACAAGAAUGUGCUGGAAUCAUACUACAAUCAUCUUUGGACCAAUCACCCUUUGGGUGGAUCAUGGCAUCUGCUUUAUCCCCCAAACAAGGAGCUACCACAGUCCAAACAGUUUGAUUUAUGCCUCCUGUUAGCUCUCAUAAAACAUUUGAAUGUGUUCCCUGCACCCAGGAAAGGCUGGAAUAUGGAGCCACCAUCUUCUGAUCUCUCUAAGUCUGCAGACAUCUUGAGGCUAUGCAAAUACAGGGAUUUUCUUCUUAGUGAGAUUUUGAUGAAUGGUCUCACAGAGUCACAGUUUAAUUCCAUUUGGAAAAAAGUUUCUGAUAUUCUUCUGCGCCUUGGGAUGAAACAAGAGGAUAUAGACAAAGUGAAGGAGAAUCCCAUUGAGAAUAUAUCUCUAGAUUACCAUCAGCUAUCUAUCUACUUAGGCAUACCAGUACCAGAAAUCAUCCAGAGGAUGUUAUCCUGCUAUCAACAAGGGAUUGCUCUACAGUCAAUAACAGGCAGUCAAUGUGUUGAAAUAGAAGAGUUACAGAAUGAAGAAGAAGAACUGAGUCCACCCCUUAUGGAAUACAAUAUAAAUGUGAAAUCAAACACUGAAAUACAGUUGGCAGAAAUGAAUAAAGAUGGAGGCUCGAUACUCAGUGAAUCUUCAACAGAAUCCACUAAAGAUACCCAGGAAGUUAUGGAUAAACAAAAGAAAAAGAAAAAAACUAAGAAUAAAAAGAGUAAAGACUCAAAGGAAGAGCAAAUAUACAUGAAAGAUGAUGCAAGUGAUAUUCAAGAGGAUUCUGCAACCGAAGACAAGUUGUAUAGCCUGGAUGAAUUACAUAUUCUGGACAUGAUAGAGCAGGGUUCAACUGGCAAGGCAAAUACAGAAUCCGGAGAAACCGAAAAGGAAAAGCUUGCACGUCAGCAACAGCUGUUUAAACUCCACCAUCAAUGUGAAGACUUCAAAAGACAAUUGAAAACAGUGACAUUCCGGUGGCAAGAAAAUCAAAUGCAAGUUAAAAAGAAAGACAAAAUUAUUGCUUCUCUUAACCAACAAGUGGCUUUUGGAAUCAAUAAAGCUUCCAAAUUACAGCGUCAAGUUCAUUCUAAAGACAAUGAAAUCAAGAACCUUAAAGAGCAACUUUCCAUGAAAAGAUCCCAGUGGGAAAUGGAAAAGCAUAACCUGGAAAGCACAAUUAAAACAUACUUAAACAAGUUGAAUGCAGAAACUAGCAGAGCCUUAACAGCCGAGGUAUAUUUUUUACAGUGUCGUAGAGAUUUUGGUUUACUUCAUCUAGAACAGACUGAAAAGGAGUGUCUUAAUCAGCUUGCCAGGGUGACCCACAUGGCAGCAAGCAACCUAGAAUCACUUCAAUUAAAGGCUGCAGUAGAUAGUUGGAAUGCCAUCGUGGCAGACGUUAGAACCAAGAUUGCCUAUCUACGGACACAGUAUAAUGAGCAGAUCAACAAGGUAAAACAGGGUUUUGCCUUGAGUACCUUGCCUCCAGUCCAGCUUCCUCCACCACCACCCAGUCCUGAGAUACUGAUGCAACAGUUCUUAGGAAGACCUCUUGUGAAGGAACCUUUCUUUAGACCCAUACUUACUGUUCCUCAAAUGCCUGCAGUUUGCCCUGGAGUUAUCACUGCAGCUGGCCAACCUAGACCCCCCCUGAUGACGGGCAUAGCCUGGACUAUGCCAACACCUGUAGCAGAAGCUGUCCCUACUGGGGCAGGUCUUGGAAGUGAGCCUUCCAUGAUGAAUUUGGAAAGAAUUACAGACAGGCUGAAAACUGCUUUUCCACAACAUACCAGGAAAGAGCUUACAGAUUCCUUACGAAAGUUGAAGGACACCCAGGGAAAAUCCCUAUCUACAAUGACAUUUGAUGAAAUUGUUUACAAGAUUUCCCAAUUAAUUGAUCCCAAGAAGUCUCAGAGUGAAGGAAAAGCAGUGCCAAAUGGUAAUUGUGCUUCUCCCAGCCAUUCUCCAACACAGUCCAGUGCUCCCCAAACACCCAAACCAGCCUGGAGGCCCCAGAAUUCACAAGAUUCUUCCACAUGGGAAGGAGCCAAUAAUUUGGAGGAAGAAGAUGAAGAAGAGGAGCCUUGUGUGAUCUGUCAUGAGAAUUUAUCUCCAGAAAACCUUUCAGUUUUGCCUUGUGCUCACAAAUUCCACUCUCAGUGCAUUAGACCAUGGCUGAUACAACAGGGGACAUGCCCUACCUGUAGACUCCAUGUCUUGCUACCAGAAGAAUUCCCUGGUCAACCCAGCCGACAGUUGCCCAAGAUCUGAUACAACACAGCUGGCUAUGUAAAGGAAGCUCAGUUUUCAGACUGGAAUUUAGUUGAGCUUUUCAUUUUUAUGAGCUGAUCGUAACUGGUGUAAAGCACUGUGUUCUCCAGUAUUACACUAAUUAGGCUAGCCAAUUAUAUAAAGACAGUAGCCAAAGAUAUUAAGACAAAUCUCCAGGACUUAUAAACAGAACCUAAGGGGCUUAAAGAAAUGGAAUUUUAAUAGUAGUUACAUUAUAUUUGAUUAGUGAGUUUUAUUUUUCUUCUGUGAACAUGGUUACCAUAGUAUAUUUCUUAGGAUAUCAUUUCUAGUCAUUUUCCCUUCUACUUGUUGCUUGCCUUCUGUCAAGUAUGCUACAUUUUAUUAUCUGGAAAUAAAUUUAGGAAAAAACAGUAGAAUAGUAGAGAAAAGUAGGAAAAUUCCACAGAUUUCAGUGUUUCUGUAACUUUUAAAACUAGCUAUAAAAUAUAAAUGAAUUAUUUAAAUUGUCUUUCUGUCUUCCCUAUUCUUUUUUGUCCUCUUAAAUAUGUGCCCAUGAAGAGAUUAUGAGCUACUUGAUGGUGGAGACCAUGCAGUGGUGUGCUGAAGCUGGCUUGUAAUGGCUUGUGAGAGGUGAUUGUUUAAAUUGCAGGUAUUUUGCAAACCAGUUGUCAAAUUAUUAGUGGCUUGUCAUCUGCCACAGUGGGAGUGUUUAUACCUUAAAAAUUGGUCAAUCCUGUAAGCAAAUAAUUCUUUCAGAAGCUGGUUCUCAAUCAUUUACCAGCACACCACCAGACAUUCUGUGUAGAAUUAAUAUUCUCAGAAUCAGAAAUCAGGAACUAGUUUUUUUUUAAGUGUUGGGGUAUUAGUGUGCAAAUUAAGUCUUGCUGAGUUGAAUAAUUGAAAUUUUUAUGUUUAUCUGUAGAUAAUUCUUUGAACCUUAAUAAUUUGCAUUUUGAAUGGAUAUAUUUUCUGGCUUUAAAAGUUUCCAAUUUCAUGUAUUUUGGGGGGGAAGGGGAAGCUUUUAUGCACUUGGUUCUUAUGAUAAAAUGGAUAAUCCAUUGGGCUAAGCUUUAUAUCUACAGCUUGUCACUUGGAACUUUAAUUCUUAGAGGUAAAAAACUAGCAUUGUGUAAAUGUUGUAAGUGUUGUAUAUGUCAAUUAAUUUCAAAAUUAAAGUAAGUCAGACAUUGUAAGACAAAUCUUCCUUAUUUUAUAUUCAAAAUCUUGAUUUCAUUAACUUUUGGAAAACAAUAAAUGUUUUCUGAUUGAGCACCUAUUUAUCCAUAUAUUUAGUAUAAAUGUGUUUUGAAAUUGCUUUGAAUACUUAUUUAAAAUUUCUACUUCUAUAAUUGUAUAUUAAACUUUUUCUGAAUUGAAAAUAGACUGGAAAAUGUAAAGGGAAAUAAUGAAAAAAGUGUCAUUCACUUACAUGCAUAAAAUACCAAGAAUAUACUAGAAUUCAGAAUGUACAAGGACUUUGAUCAUCAGUUUGCCUAGCACUCUAAGAUCAUGGUCAUGUAGCACAUUACCUUGUAAAAUUUGCUCAUGUUUACAACUUGUUUCUUAGUUCAUGUUUACAACAGCAAUUUCAUUUUUAUGUGGAAUAGAAUAAAUGUUUUCUUAAUUGAACAAC